This is a messenger RNA of Fusarium keratoplasticum, 651 nucleotides long. RefSeq names its product MARVEL domain-containing protein. The record is from RefSeq and is a predicted model, not a curated record. NCBI's taxonomy places the organism in Eukaryota, Fungi, Ascomycota, Sordariomycetes, Hypocreales, Nectriaceae. The transcript has 4 exons. Gene Ontology annotation, cellular component: membrane. Bases 1 to 651 code for a protein of 216 amino acids.
AUGUCAUAUGAAAAAUCCGGAUCAGCCCACAAAGUCUGUUCGAUUAUUCUACGACUGGGGCAAAUUUCCUGCGCUGCCAUUGUCCUCGGCAUCCUUGCGCGAUUCAGCAAUAUUCUCACUAUCCAGCAGGUGCAUGAGGAUGGCCGCCUCGUCUACGCAAUGGUGGUUGCUGGCAUCUCCAUCAUCUAUUCAUUUCUCCUAUGCCCACCUUUCAGAAACUUGUUUAUGAGCUUCCCAUGUGACUUUGUGCUGUUCGUUAUGUGGCUCGUGGCGUAUUGCCUGCUUCAGACCAAAUCGACCACUCACUCAUGCUCCUCUACGUGGUAUCGUACCUACUGGGGCUACUACUGGGGCGGUUACUGGCGUGUUGGCCGUCCUGGAGCCGUCAACGUCGGCAGAGCGGGAUGUUCACACUGGAGGACAGUCUUGGCAUUCUCUUUCAUUGCUUGGUUUGCCUACCUGCUCAGUGGGAUUUUGGGAAUCUACGUCUUCCACAAGUACAUCCAUGUCAAAGAGACAGCCACCGAGUUCAAACACCAGGCCAAGAAACAUUUGGGCCGCGAUUCCCAGGAAAACGACUAUGGAAGACCGGUCAACGAGCCGAAUGUGGCUGCAGUCCCACCGCCUGUCACGCAGGUGUCUCAGGUCUAG